Molecule: messenger RNA, 9005 nt
Organism: Marmota monax (woodchuck)
Lineage: Eukaryota; Metazoa; Chordata; Mammalia; Rodentia; Sciuridae
Gene: Cbln2
Product: cerebellin 2 precursor
Exons: 6
Coding region: 654-1328 (224 amino acids)
Molecular function (GO): protein binding
Source: RefSeq, a predicted model, not a curated record
GCGUCUACCCAGGUCGUUAGAGCUUAGAGCCGAUGUUUUAAUAAAUCAGCGCGGUGCCAAAGCGCUCCAGGAGCCCCGAGGUUCAGAGGAGCGGACACAUAAACCUAGGCGGGAGGCAUUUCUUCAAUCCUUGCCAAAACCUGACGUUUCCCAAACUGGAGAUUCUGGAACCAUGGCCCUUAAACCUUUAAAUUCAAAAGCUUCCUAGCUCCAUACCAGUCUUUUUUUUUUUUUUUUUUUUAACUGUUUUUUUUUUUUUUGUCCUCUUAAUUAUGAAAGUGAUCACGCUAUUCAAGAUUAAGAGUUGGAAAGAAUUUGGAAAAGGAAAGAAAGAAUCUAAAAGAAGAGACGCCACUGGUGCUUUUGAAGAACAACUUCGCGGACAGCUGUACUCGCCCAUCAUGGAUGUUCCAGAAAGAACACUGGAAGAGUUGUUCGGAUGCUGAGAGCUGUGAGGAGGCAGGCGUCUUUGCGUUUUGCUUCUUGGCUGGGUCCGCUGGCACCCUCCUUCUGAGAACUCCCUUGGCCUUGACCGGGAAAGCAGGGAACCGAGGCCAGAGAAGGCUACUUCUGUCCCGGAGCGAUCCUGCGCGCUUCCUGGCGCUCUUCCAGCCCACGCCUGCCUCUGCCUUGCGCGCCGCCCCCCAGCCCAGAUGCCGGCGCCCGGUCGGGGCCCCCGCGGGCCGCGGCUGACCAUGCCCGGGCGCCGGGGGGCGCUGCGCGAGCCGGCCGACUGUGGCUCCUGCCUGGGGGCGGCGUUGGCCUUGCUGCUGCUGCUGCUGCCAGCCUGCUGCCCGGUGCGGGCGCAGAAUGACACGGAGCCCAUCGUACUCGAGGGCAAGUGCCUGGUGGUGUGCGACUCGAGCCCGUCGGCGGAUGGCGCGGUCACCUCCUCCCUGGGCAUCUCCGUGCGCUCCGGCAGCGCCAAGGUGGCCUUCUCUGCCACACGGAGUACCAACCACGAGCCGUCGGAGAUGAGCAACCGCACCAUGACCAUCUACUUCGACCAGGUCUUAGUAAAUAUCGGCAACCAUUUUGAUCUUGCCUCCAGUAUAUUUGUAGCUCCGCGAAAAGGGAUCUAUAGCUUCAGUUUCCAUGUGGUCAAAGUGUACAACAGGCAAACCAUCCAGGUCAGUUUAAUGCAGAAUGGCUACCCAGUGAUCUCAGCGUUUGCAGGAGACCAGGAUGUGACCAGAGAAGCAGCCAGCAAUGGAGUCCUACUGCUCAUGGAAAGGGAGGACAAAGUGCACCUUAAACUGGAGAGGGGCAACCUUAUGGGGGGCUGGAAGUACUCCACCUUCUCGGGCUUCUUGGUUUUUCCUCUAUAGACUCAGCCCCCGCCCCCAUGAUGGGGAAGUUGCAAUCUGGACGCGGGAAUCCCCCCUUCAUAACACCCUCAACUUGCCAGAAUAGGACAACACAUUUCCAGCCUCUGUCAGACUGUUGCGGUCCAAGAAUGAUUUCCUCCUAAAUCUCCAGUAUUUUCUUUGAAUAUUGACAAUUCCUCGGGAACCUGGCCUCUAAUUAGUUUUAGACGACAAGGUCUUAAGGAGAAAUGAAAUUAUCGAUUUGAGCAGUUUGUACCUGUGAUUGUAAAGUCGAUAUCGGAUUCUAUUGUUGGGACCAUUGACUUACCUUCUUUUGUUUGUACAUUGUGUCAUUGUCCCGGUGGCAGGAGCACUGCUGUGGACCCCAGGAUGGACUGCAGGUUGCAGUCGAGGUUCAAAGCAAGAGCCUGGCAAAGAACUACCCGUGGGACAGUCCUUGACCUGUGUCCCCUGUGUGUUUGUAGAGCCUUAGGAGGAAGAAUGGCUUCACCCUCAUUCUGUACUUGUCCCCUGGGUGGAUGGGAGGGGGCGGGGCAUUGUGAACCUGUCAGGAAGUGCUUUAUCCAGAGGAGCCAAGUGUGCAAGACUGGACUGAGUGCGGUUUUGUUUUGUAUUGUUUGUGUUUUCUUGAGAAGCUUUAUUUUCUUUGCACACAGGGCCCUCCUCCAUCCUUACCCCACUUUUAACUUCUUCACUGGGGUUGGGGUGGAGGGAGAAAAUGUAUGCUGAAUUCAUGGAUGAGAUAAAACAAAACAAAACAAAACAAAACCUGAAUAUUUUGUUUUGAAUGAGACCACACCAAACCAAAAGUGUCUGUCUAUCAGAGUAACAAUAGCAAAUGGACAAGUCUGCUUUUUCUUCCUGAGAGAGUCUCUCAGAUGCAUCUUUAGAACUCGCAACCUGGAUUUUAUUUAUUUAUUUAUUUUUAUUUAUACUUGGAAUCCUUUAAGAACCUGGCAUUGCUGGGUGGGCCUGAACUGUGCUGCUUGUGUCACUGUCGUGACCAGAUCCCCUCGGCCCUGUUUUCCUGGAGUGCUUUACCUUGUUUGGAUCCACCUUGAGAGAGCACAGUGAUCAGGUGCUACAAAGAAGACAGGAUCAGCCCCUCUUCCUCGGGAUCUUCUAAGGAAAGGUCUUGGUUGACACUGGGGCAGGCACCUGGCAGGAAGCCACUUGGAAGCCACAGCAACUAAAGGUAUUGGUCAAAGCACCCGGGUGCGGUUUUACAAAUGCUUCUUGUGCAACACUGUUAUUAAGACACAGCUGAGAGAUGAUGGGUGCAGGGCUCCUAUGCCAAGGAAGUGUCACUAAUCCCAAAGCAAUCAAAUAUGAGACCUCAAACAGGAUGUUAAUUUGUUCUUUGUGAAACAAUGUAACCAAAAUAUUGAUAGAACUCACCAUUUAAGAUUCAGAAUAAAUGGGUUUGAUGUCUGGCUUGCUCUAAUCCCUCUGCAUCGUCUCCCAACUGUCAAAAUAAUUGGGGAAGUAAAGGCCAAGUGUCAAGGACUUGGGGACUUUAAAUCCAUAGGGUGCCUCUUUUAAAAGUACGCACACAAACACGCACCCAUGUAUGCAGAUGCAGCUGUGGGUCUGGAUGGAUAUUGCAUACUUAAAUACAUUCAAUUUUUACUUGCAGUGUUUUCGAACAGGAAGGGUUUGGGGAGAAACAUAGAGGUGAUAGCAUUAAGAAGGUAUUAUGGUAGGCCAUCCGCUGCCAUCACACGAUCUCGGAAGUGGUCCAAGAACCAAUCCAACAGUGACAGCUAAUUUAAUAAAAGACAGCAACACUGGGAGUCACAGGAGUCCUUUCCAGACUGUGUGGGGAUGGAAGGCCUUGGGUUUCCAGUGCACCCCGUUGGGAUUACGCAAGGAGGUUUGACCAAGGGUCUAAGUUUUACUGUCCUUAAGUCAAGAACACAGUAAAACACAGAAUUUGAUUUGAGUUCAAAGUUUGUGAGGAAAUAAAUCAACCAAAAGUCUUGUAGAGUCCUUUGUUUCUGUGAGUAGGAGACUUACUUCCCGGAGUGGGCAUUGUUUAUUAAUGCUGGGGACAGAAAUAGAAGGCAUCGAGCUGGAGUGUGCGCCCUUAGUUGUUCUCAGUUAUUUGAAUCCUGUUUCACUCAUUUCCUUAACUUUGUGUUCAGUUUAAAACAAACAGGAAACCUCAUUAGAGGACAAUAUGAGUACUUGUUACUUUUAUCCCUUAACAUAUAAAUACGUGUAUUUGUUUGUAUUGAUAACCUUUAUUACAUGCUGAUUGUUAUUGGGUUAUACUGUCUAAUAAAUAAGUUAUUCAAUUGACCUAUCUAAAACUAAGUAUAUUUCAGGAGCUUAUUUUAUGUUAGUAAAACAGCUUCAUCUUGCAGUUCCACCUCUUGCCACCCCUUCCCUUUUCUUUCUUGAUGUGGGCAGUGACACUAGGAAGGCCCUGCUGGGAGCCUCUCUGAAGUUGUUCACCAUCUACCCAGGCGUCUGCCCAGGCGGGAUUUGGUUGAGAAUCUUGAGAGAGAUGAAGCUUCCAGUUAUGGCCCACACAUAUAUAGGUCAGAUCUAAAGCUGACGUGCAUUUUCCUUUUAUUGGAAAAAAGAGGUGUGUAACAUGCCACAGCAAGUCUUGGCAGCCUUGGCGUGGGGUCUGGGUUUUCUUGUCUGCAGAGUGAGAUCAUGGCCCUGUGUGGUCAGCCGCCCCGGGGAGCUGUUGUGAGGGGCCCCCAGAGGUGCUUUGAAAACAGGGCAUUGGGGUAAUGUGGGUGUUACUGGGGCAGAAGCAUUACCAGAAAGACAGGUUUUUUCAACAUGCAAUUUGUGAAGAUCAUUUUUAAUGAAUAUCUGACAGGAGGGCAAUCGUACAUGAAGGCAAAUCUCCAUGUUUCUCAGUGGACUAUUAAAACUGCAGUGCUAUAUUGAGGGUUCCAUUAGUUUGAUUUUUAGGGAUGAUAAUAAUAUCACAAUGCAUAAAUUUUAAUUUAAUUCCACUCUCAGUUGUGAUUUUUGGCUGUCCUGUGGGGUUCCUGUUCAUCUUUAUGUUACAAUAUGUACUGCCCAUCUUUUAGAAAAAUACACAAAUGUAACAUUUCUGAUAUGAUUUAAAAAAUAUAACUUGAUUAAUAUAGUUAGUAUUAUGGCAUUUUAAUAUUAAGUUACUUUAGUUGACAAAUGUUAGUUCUACUAAAUUGUAAAUGCCCUUAAGAGAAAUACCAUUUUCUUCACUUAUAUUCCAAUUUGAAAUACAGCCCCAGUGAUUCAACACCAGGUCCUGGGAAACUGUUGUUAACAUCUGUAAUUCCUGAGCCGUUUUUGCACCCUAAUAUUUUUAAUAUAUGUGUUUAUGUGCAAGUGAAAUGAUCAACAUUUCUACAAUGUGUGCUUUCUAAGGCUGCUCAGAGCACAUGUGAUAAAAACUGACUUAUCAUUAGCAUGAAAACUCAUGGAACCCUGUAGAGAUGACAUAGAUUUACUUGUUUAAAAAAGAAUUAGCUAAAUCUAGUUAUAUUGAAAUUCAGAAAGAAAAAUAGAAUAUACAUACAAAGCAAAACAAAACCUUUGCUGAAUAUUUUAUUUUACUUGUGGUAUUGUUAUUAAGGAAAUUGCAGUGGGCAUAUGCAUAGUAACUAUUACAUCGUACUGUUGAACUGUGAAUACACUUACAUACACACCUACCUGAUCUGUUAACAUGGUAAUAUAAUAAAAAAAUUACAUGGAUCGGCUACAUUCUCCUGGAAUCUGGAAGAUGUAAGAGGAAAAUUUGAUGAAUCACUUUCUACAAGCAAAACAAAAGCAGCGGCUGCUCCUUCCUGUGCUUCAGCUGUGCCAAAAGGAGCCAAGUCUGUUCUGUCAAUUCCUGAGCCCACAUUUUGCAUCUUUUAUAAAGGAACAAACGUUGUAAGAAGAUAACAUUGCUGUGAAUAAAAUGGUCAACGUUUGUUUAUAUUUCUAUGGCAUACGAAAUACAUAAUAAUCUAAUGCAUAAAUGCACAUGGUUGAAGGAAUUAUUAUUAUUUUUAACAUGGUGUAAAUAAAUGGGAAACUCAUAGAAGCUAGUUGCGUUGAAUCAUUCUAAAGGGUCAAUGGUUCACUCUGUAAAAUCAUUUGUAAAAACUGUAAGACUAUAAUGAGUUUUGUCUUUUUGCUUUGCUUAUGUGAAAAUUUACUUAUUGAAUUUCUGUUUCCAAAAUGGACACUUUGUUACUAAAAUGGGAAAUUACAAACAUUUUAAAAUUUAAGAGCCAAGCUUAUAAAUUCACGUAAGUCUUCACAUAAUGAAACGAAUAACAUACUCUUCCCACCCUGGUUUUAUUGUUUUACUCUUUUUGUGCCCUGUAAUUUUUUCUCUAUACAUUGGGAAGAGGUUAGCUGGUGAUGGCCACAAUCAUUAGUCAAGUCUGUUUAUGAAUUUGCCUAGCAUUUCAAACCAUAUUUUUUGCUUAUAGAAUUCUCCAAAAAACAUAUUUACUGCUUUUGCAGUCAGGCUACAAUUCAUUUUUGUAGAUAUAUCAAAUGUUGUUAUGUUACAUAGAGUGAUGUGAUUGGACACAUUUAGUCCUUGCAGCCUCUCUCCCUCCCCCAAAUAGGAAAAAGUUAUGCUGAAAGUCUUUUAAAAGAGCUCUUGACUAUAAACUUCAAAAAAUGUCAUGUAUGUGAGUUUGUAUAAUAACAUUAACAGAAAUAUGAAUCUUAACCAAAUGAGCUUUCCUUACAUCCUCAAACCCAGUAGGGUAACUUGAAAUUUGCAAGGGCAAAAGGCACAUAAUUUUACCUCCUACAGAUAAUAGGAGUUCUGUUCCAUCUUCCUAAGUGGGUUUUGCUGUGGAUUUCCAUCACUGGAAUCACUUAAGUGUCUACAGCGUCAUAAAUCACCAUCUUCAUCAGCUUGCCCACAUGCAUUUGCUGUGUCUUGUAAAUGAGCUGCUUGACAACUUAAUUUGGAGAAGGAAUCUUCAUUCCCUCUUCUUAAUGCCUACAGCAGGACUCCCCAGGGUGAGGAUGCCUCCUUGCAGGGGAGCCAGCUAAGGAGUGGAAGCGGCUUAUUAAUGAACCACCACCAGUCCUGCAUCCUGACUAGCAGUGCCUACAUGUUCACCAUCGUCCCUGUCCCUCCAUAUUCUUCAGGAAUACUGAUUUCGCCUUGGAUUACAUAUCAGGUUGCAAAGGACACUAAGUUGUAGAAAAUCAGCAAUGCUUCGCAAUGUGCAUCUCCUAGCUAUUUUACAUCUAUUGAAUCCUACUUUAUUAAUUUAAAAACACAUGUGCCCAUCUCGUUUGCUUCCAAGUGCCCUAGCACAUAGGACAUAUAAUUAUUCCCUUGACUUUACACUAAAAAACUGAUCAUUUACUGUGAUUCUGGGAUUAUCAUUAUUAUACACCUGACUUAAGCAUAUCAUAGUAAAAAAGAUGAUCUAAAAUAUAGCUCAGUUAAGUAACACUUGGCAAAUUUUCCUUACUAAAAUACCUCACUUGCAAUAUUUUUACAUGGGUCUCUUUAAAGAUUUUAGCCAGCUUUAAGAGUGUACUAUUCUAUGAAAUGUUUGUCUUUGAAAUGCUAUUUUUAAAUAAUCACAUAACUCUAGAUCAUAAACAGUAUAUUUCCAGAAAGUAGUCUAUCACUGAAAAGCAAAUUUAGGACGUGAAAACCUGUCUUCUUUUUAUAUUUUCAGCACCAUGUCAGGAUACCAUAUUCUGGAAUUGUAAACUGUCAAUGGAAAGAACAAUUAUAUUACUCAUAAAAAUGAUCUAUUCUUUUGGGAACCGGGUGUAGAUAUUUCCUUUUUCAUUCCACAAAAUAUCUAUUGUUUCCUAGGGGCCAGAUCGUGUGCUUACAGAGGAUGAUAGAAAAAUGAAGACACACUCAGUGUGAAUCAAGAACUCUGUCCUUGUUAAAAUCAGCCUGGAGGGUAUUAAGUUAAAUGGAUGGUGAGGGGUAGACUGGAGAGGGUGUGGGAGGAAACUUUGAGUACCUAAGUGCUGAGGUGAAGAACGUGGUUUACAUUUUUCACAUAUGAAGAGGAGAAUGUUAUUCUGGCACUGACAUGGAAUACUGAACAUUAGUUGAUAUCUAAUUAAGAGCUCUUGUGUUACCUCCCAUCCCUUGCUGAACACGGUGGGAUCUUUAGCCAACUAAUGGAUGACUAGGGCUCCUGAACCAGCCUUGGAAGUACUACAGUGUAUGGGGUAGACUCAGGGAAUGCUCAUUGCUUUUAACACAGGACAGUCUUGAAUUGCCCAUUUUAUACCUCAUGAUCUCUUCUUUCCUUCUAGGUGGUGAGUUCCUUGGAAUGACAGAGUCAUGUGAGAAGUAGUCAAAUCCUUAGAAACAGACAUGUAGCAAAGAUCAAAUGAGACAGCAGUUGAUGUCUGUCUUCAUCAGACCCAUCAGGGAACCAUGCCUAGCACUUUGGUGUUUGUACAUGAUAUUAACUAAAUGAAUAAAGAUCUUACUUAAGAAAAAACCAAAGGAGAACUAUGAGCCCAGAAGGCAUGGGUAGAAUCAUGACUUCUGUAUGUAUUAUAUUUCUGCAACUUUGCACACAUGUAUUUGUGCACAUGUGAGUAUGUGAGUAUGAAUAACAUUUAUAAUUAAAAUUUACCACUAUCAUAGCCUUCUCUAUAUUUUGAGCCAUUCUGAAAACUUGCUCUCAAUAGAAGAGAUGGUGGACCCAGUGUCUUUGCUUGGGUAUAGAGUUUCACUUACACUUCUCUCUCUCAAUUAUUUUGCCUGUGUUUUGCAAUUAUUUUUUUGUAUUCAAUCUUCAGAAUUUAUUUCACCAGAAGGUAGAAAUUACAUCUGGUCUCCCAGACAGACAGAGAUUGAGAAUUGUUGAGAGUAAUUAGACCAGCUGGAGCCAUAAAUCCAGUAGAAAGUUAUGAUCAGUGGAUCAUGGCCUAAUCUUCUCUUCACCCAUCACAUCUGAAUUACCUUGGCACAAAAACAUGACAAGGGGCUGGAGUUUUAAAGGAAAUUGCCACAUCUCCCCAGUCAUUAGCAGGCAAAAGGCAUGCGUGCGUCAGAUUGUGUUAAUUAGGGAAGACUUAUUCUCCCCAAAGACCUAUUACUUUUUUCAUACUUUUUUUAAAUGUCUCAAAAUAUACUGCACCAAACAGUGGAUGUCAUAUGAUUUUUUAUUUACGGUUCUCAAUAAAUUUCUGAGUUUGUUUGUUAGAAAAAAAAUUAUUUGUUAAAAUAAAUUUUGUCUCUUUAUCUUAAUGGAGAACUGAAGUGAUCCUAAAUUUAUUUUAUUAUAUUUUCUUCCAGAAUUCCAGAAACAUUCGUUUCAGGGGGAAAAAAUAUCCCCAAUAGAUGGUGCUGCUGCUGUGAUUUAAGCCAUUGCAUAAUUAGUAUGCAAAAAAGUUCCAGGGAGAGGCCUCUGGGAAUUCCCUUACAUCAAGUUAUAGAAAGACAAAAAUGUGGCUUUAUUUUUGCUAAAUGCAAAUUGAUGUAAUUGUGUAAUUUGAAAACUUCAGAAAGAUUUUGUGAUGUUUUGAGCUUAAGAAUUUACUUCUCUCCAUUGUUCAUGUCUCAAAUAUCUUUGAAAUACAAAUGCAAACAAAAUUAACUGUUAUGAAAGGAUGAGAUGAUUGGCCUUCCAGGUUUUUCUCCCAUAAUGCUCAUGGGUCUCUUAAAGUUAUAAGGUGAAAAUGAGAGUGUACACUGUAUGGGUUCCUUCCUUUAUAUUUAGGAGA